AUGUUUACCAACGGGAUACCGGAGGGAAAUCGGCGGAAAAGAGUUCGGAAGGGAACGAAGAGCUGCUCCGAGUGUUCAUCAAUUUGCAGUGGUUGUCAAGAGAGAAACACGCCAUGUCUCAGCCAGGAAUAUGCCGAUGAUCAUCACUCCCCCUCUGCCGAGGACCUGAGGAUGGCCCACAGAAUGGCGAGGGUAGAGUCACUGCUAGAGACUCUAAUGGACAAACCCCCCCCCCAGAAUUCAGUUGAUGGUUUGACACGUUCAUCCAUUCCGGCAGCAAUGGGACGGUCACAACCUCUCUUUGCUUCUCUGACUGACGGUAUUCCGGUGCAGGCCGAUGUAAGCCCUGCGAUAGGAAAAUUUGAGAGCUUACGCCGACAGUUGACUGCGAUGCUUUUUUGUCAAGAAGAUGUGGAUUAUCUUUUCGCAUCUAGUUAUGGAUGGUGGCUCAUUCAACAGCAUAUGAUGCCGUAUGCAACGAGCUCAGAUGAGAUUGACCCCCGCGGAAUAUUCAGUGUCGGCACUGUCUUAACAGAAAAUCUGAUGGCGGUUACGAGACUCCUCCUCUGUAUUGCAAUCUGCAUUCAGCAGCUCUCGUCCGACGUUGAUAUAUAUAAAAUUCAGACAGCUGUACCACUUCGACAAACGAUGAGCAGUAUCGUGGGCUUUAUCGCCCAGAACGUGGCUUCUGAUGAUGAAAUGACUGGAAGCCUCGAGGGAGUUGAAUGUCUUGCGCUCCAGGGGAUAUAUGAGGUCGUGGCUUUCCGAAAAGCUAUCACGGUCGCCCAACUUCUGGGGUUACAUAGAGCGACAGUCAAGACAUCCCAAAAGAUAUUCCAAGAGAAUAUAGAUCUUGAGCAGGCAAGACGAAGUGAUCUAUGGUAUCAGAUUUCCAGAGCAGAACGCUACCUCUCCGUCAUGCUUGGUGUACCUUCAAGUAUAGGCGCCGCGGCAUUUAAUUCUCACUAUAACGCCCCUUGGCUAUCCACGGAACAUCUCUAUCACAAGAAUCUAUACCAAAUAUCAGGUCUCAUACUUGCUCGCAACCAGGGUGAUUUUACUCAUUCUUUUUCUACGACCCAGAGAAUUGGCGAACAGCUUGAUUCGUUCGCAAAGCAGAUGUCGCCAGACUGGUGGGAGAUCCCUGCCAGCUUACUUUCAACACGCACAAAUAAAGCGUCCGUUGAGUUCGAGCGAAUCAUGUGUCAAAUAUGGCCAUUUUGA
This is a messenger RNA of Penicillium taxi, 1224 nucleotides long. Its product is annotated as fungal specific transcription factor domain-containing protein. The record is from RefSeq and is a predicted model, not a curated record. The transcript has 4 exons. NCBI's taxonomy places the organism in Eukaryota, Fungi, Ascomycota, Eurotiomycetes, Eurotiales, Aspergillaceae. Bases 1 to 1224 code for a protein of 407 amino acids.